Molecule: messenger RNA, 1518 nt
Organism: Oldenlandia corymbosa var. corymbosa
Lineage: Eukaryota; Viridiplantae; Streptophyta; Magnoliopsida; Gentianales; Rubiaceae
Source: the annotation of a GenBank genome assembly
AUGGAGGUUUUGCGUUUUCUCUCUCUUCUUGUGGUUUUCGUCCUAGCUGUCUUCUGUUUCCCUUCCGAUGCUUCCCUUCAGCUACAUCCUCAAGCCCAAUUUCCGUCAGCGCAUGCCGAGAAGUUGAUCCACGAGCUCAAUUUGUUCCCCAAAGACCACAUCAAUAUUCAGGAACCCGAUCGUCUGUCUUCUUCGCCUUCCGAUGGUAAAAGACUUGUCGAGAAGCCGUUGAGGUUCCCCAAUUUCAUCGGCGAUGGUGUUUCCGUUGAGGACCUUGGACACCAUGCUGGUUAUUACAAGAUUGAGCACUCGCAUGCUGCGAGGAUGUUCUACUUUUUCUUUGAAUCGCGCAACAGCAAGGAUGAUCCUGUUGUUAUCUGGUUGACUGGAGGUCCGGGCUGCAGCAGUGAGCUGGCUCUCUUCUAUGAAAAUGGGCCUUUCAAAAUCACCAAGAACAUGUCUCUUGUCUGGAAUGAAUACGGCUGGGACAAGGUCUCGAAUCUUUUGUAUGUGGACCAGCCCAUUGGGACGGGCUUCAGCUACAGCACUGAUAAGCAUGACAUUCGCCAUAAUGAAAAGGGAGUCAGCGAUGAUUUAUACGACUUCUUACAGGCUUUCUUUACCGAGCAUCCGGAGCUUGCAAAGAAUGACUUCUUCAUAACUGGGGAAUCAUAUGCUGGGCACUACAUUCCUGCUUUUGCAGCUAGGGUUCACCAGGGAAACAAAGCUAAGGAAGGAAUCCACAUUAAUCUGAAGGGAUUUGCCAUUGGGAAUGGGCUUACUGAUCCAGAAAUUCAGUAUGGAGCUUACACAGAUUACGCACUUGACAUGGGUAUCAUUUCAAAAUCUGAUCAUGAUCGUAUUAAUAAGGUGCUUCCAGUGUGUGAGGCAGCAAUCAAGCUUUGUGGUACUGAUGGUACAAUAUCUUGCAUGGCCUCCUAUUUGGUUUGUAAUGGCAUAUUCUCUGCUGUCAUGUCCCGAGCUGGAAGUAUAAAUUAUUACGACAUCAGAAAGAAAUGUGAGGGUAGCCUCUGCUAUGACUUUUCGAGCAUGGAGAAACUUCUGAACCAGAAGGAUGUUAGAGAUUCUCUGGGAGUCGGGGAUAUAGAUUUUGUCUCUUGUAGCACCAGUGUGUAUCAGGCCAUGCUUGUUGACUGGAUGAGAAAUCUUGAAGUAGGCAUUCCUGGUCUUCUUGAGGACGGAGUAAAGUUACUUGUAUAUGCUGGAGAAUAUGAUCUUAUCUGCAAUUGGCUUGGUAAUUCGAGAUGGGUUCAUGCCAUGGAAUGGAGUGGUCAAAAGGAGUUUCAAGGAUCUUCCGAAGUUCCCUUUGUGGUUGAUAAUUCUGAGGCUGGGUUAUUGAAGUCGCAUGGGCCUCUGAGUUUUCUCAAGGUGCAUGAUGCUGGACACAUGGUUCCCAUGGAUCAACCAAAAGCUGCUUUGGAGAUGUUGAAGAGGUGGACCAAGAGCUCGCUUGCUGAAAAUUCUGCCGAGCCGAAGAAUUUGGUUUCUUCAAUGUGA